AGGUAGGGCAACAUACACCACGACUUACGAGCAUUCGUUUCGUUGGGUGUGGAGAGGGAGAGGGAGAGGAGCCCUAGCUUUAGUCUGUGCUGGUUGUAUUUGUCCAGAGGAAGAAGCAACAGAGCUGCAGAAGGUACAAGGUAACAAGGGAGAAGAUGUCUCGACGGGAGGGUCGAGAAUCCGAGACCAAACGUCUCCACUCCAAACCUGAAAGAGAGCCCAGUCCCAAGAGACCAAGGAGAGAUGGGAAACCAGCUACAGAGAGAACAUCAAGUGAUCGUAAUUUGGAUAUUAUUGACCAUAAGGACAGGGAUCAAAAGCAUCGUAGGCGACUGCAAGAUGCUUUACCACUUGAGGCUCCAUUAGCACCCGAGUCAAAGGUUGGGGCUGAUAUUGCAGACAAAGAUUUUGACAGGAAGACCAAUGAAUUUAAUGAUGGCACCAAACGUUCAUCCGAUCCAACUGAAGUGCCUCGGUCUCGAUCUUAUUUUCAGCACGAUGAACGUGGUAGUGCUGGGCAAGGUGGUCGAAGCUUCAGCCGCAGAGGAACUACUGAGCGUAGAUGGUGGAGAGAUCCAAAGGAACAAUCUGGUGAUAGAGAAUCAGACAAGGGUGGGUCAAAUGACAUGCGGCAGAAAGAUGAGAAGACCCAAUCUAAAGGAGAAGAUAAGAGUGUUUGGCACCACGAUGGGUUCUUUCAGUUGGAGGCAGAAGCACCCCCGCAGGCAAAGAAAAGACCCGCAUUUAGGGAGAAGAAGAUGCCACCAGAUUCUGGAGCAGAAGGCAUAAAACCAGCAGAGUCUGUCAGGCCUAGCCGUCCUGAUCGCCCUGUAUCAGGGAGUGAAAAUAGGGAGGAAAGAGGAGGGCGUCAUUUUCGUGAUAUGGACAGAGAUGAGAGACCACUCACAGGAGACCGGGCCCAACCAUAUAGGAGUGAAGUACAGAGGUCUGGCAUUCCUCCAAGAGAAAGGUUCAGUGGUGGCUCUGGCUUUAGGGGAAGAGACAGAUACAGUGGAAGGCAUGGGGAACAGAAGCAGUAUCGGCAUAAUACAUACCGUGUGGAGAAAUGGAAGCAUGAUCUAUUUGAUGAAGCUAAUAGGAGUCCUACUCCAAAGAAUGAAGAGGACCAGAUUGCUAAGGUUGAAGCUCUGCUGGCCUUGUAGCAAUGCAGUUGCAGGGGUUCCAGUUCCUACGUGUUUGUUACCAAUUCUUUUGUGUCUGAGUGAGUGCGUAUGUCGUUAACUAAGUUAGAACUAUGGCAAGAACUAUGAAUUUGUCUUGAGUAAACAAAGAUUCCCUAGAGAUUUUGUGAAGUUUUAACGAGUGAUUAUUCAAUAAGCUCUCUUUCAGUCAUGAAUCA
Molecule: messenger RNA, 1360 nt
Organism: Nelumbo nucifera (sacred lotus)
Lineage: Eukaryota; Viridiplantae; Streptophyta; Magnoliopsida; Proteales; Nelumbonaceae
Product: cyclin-like protein
Biological process (GO): mRNA processing
Cellular component (GO): exon-exon junction complex
Molecular function (GO): mRNA binding
Source: RefSeq, a predicted model, not a curated record